AAUGUUUUUUAAGAGAUCCCGAAAUGACAACACUCACCUAACCCAUCAAACCAGUCAAAAAUCUCAACCCUUGCACAGCCCAGAACUCUUCAUAUGCCCUUACCAUAUAGUCAGUGAUGUAGUUUAAUGCAUUUUGUUUCUAUUCCUUCAGUACUUAUUACAAGCAGGUGCGGUCAGUGUAUACUCUUUUGCUUGGCAUUUCAGUGAGGUUUUAGUUACAGUUUCUGUCUUUCUGAUAUCUGCAGGGAUUAUACUUGACCUGGUCUUUUGUAGCAGAAAUGGCAGAUCGAGCUACAGAUCGUAGUGAGGAACCUAUUAAUGAGCAAGCAGUUGCUAAUCAAUGGAGUGCAUUACGAUCAGAACUCAACCAACUCCAUUCUAAGAUUACAGAGUUGGAGAUGGAAUUGAGUGAGCACUCACUGGUUAUUGGGGCGAUUCAACCUUUGGAUCCAUCCAGACACUGUUACCGAAUGAUAGGUGGGGUACUGGUAAAGCGGACAAUUGCUGAGGUUUUGCCUGCUGUACAGCGGAACAAAGAAGGCCUGCAGGAGGUAAUUUCUAGACUCAUGGAGGCAUUGCAGAGGAAGAAAAAAGAGAUCAUGGACUAUGAGGCUAAAUAUAAGAUCAAGAUCAGGAAAGGAGAUGAUGACAUCCCAAAAGAUGGAGAGCGCAAAGAAGGUUCAUCUCAAGGGGUUCUUGUUGGUCCAGCUUGAACUUGCAUAAGGAGGGGAGAGCUGAGAGAUGGUUGAGCUCACCUUGUUCCUGUUGAUUUGCUAUGAAACUCAUUAAUGGAUUAAUUUAGUAUAGUGUUUCCAGUAAUUUCAAUACCUGAGGUUCUCUGUUUCUUGUUGCAGAAACGUUUUGUUAAAUGUUGUUGAAUGCCUUGUAAAACGUAUAUUAUUUUUAAUGCAAGGCAGUUUCAUCUUCA
Molecule: messenger RNA, 928 nt
Organism: Cryptomeria japonica (Japanese cedar)
Lineage: Eukaryota; Viridiplantae; Streptophyta; Pinopsida; Cupressales; Cupressaceae
Product: prefoldin subunit 2
Exons: 2
Coding region: 279-713 (144 amino acids)
Biological process (GO): protein folding
Cellular component (GO): cytoplasm; prefoldin complex
Molecular function (GO): protein folding chaperone
Source: RefSeq, a predicted model, not a curated record